GCGCCAUCGCGGGCUCCUAAAUAUUCCUGAGGGAGGGCCUCAUGCAAUCUGUCACUCUGGACACGGACUGAAGGGCCUUUUGAAGGGUCAGAAAGGCCUUGGCGACACCCAGAGGCCCCGUCAGGGCUGCGGGGCCACCCCAGGGGAUCCGACAGCGAUCAUACUAUUAGCAUUGAGGCUAUUAUUUCUUAAUCAAGAUCAUAGGCGUGUUUGCAUUCACGGAGUGUCUUACAUCCCCGAAGGAGAGAGGCUUCCUGAGGAGAAGAGGCCAGGCUUCGGUCGCUGCGUCUUUCUCUGAACGGUUAAAGCGACCGAGAGGGGUUCCUAGAGCGGAAGACGGAAGGAAGGAAAAGCCUCCUAUUGCGCAAGCCCCGCUUUUUCCGGCCAGUGGUGAGCUCGUUCCCUUCCUAGAGCGGCACCGGAAGAGGCUUGGGCUGCAGCGGGUCCUCCGAGGGGGGAGAGGAGUGCUUGGAGGAGGGCAGAGCAAGGCUGGCCCAACAAACGAACCCUCCGCCGUCUGCCGCCAGAGAAGCAGACCCUACUAAUUCUAUCAGUUUGUCCCCUUCAAAUAUCACCUGUUGGGAGAGAAGAGAAUAUCUUCUUCCAGUCUGGAGGCAUUCUAGAUGCAUAGAACAAAGAUGAAAGGGCAAGAACCAGCUGCCGCCAAGUUAGAAGUAUUUUCUUCUGCUGUUGAGGCAGAGAACAAUAGAGCACUCUGGGAGGACCUUUGGAAGAAAGACCAGGAGAACAAACUCCUUCAUUCAGAGCUUCAGUGCCAGCGCUUCCGGCAUUUCCACUACAAGGAGGCCUUGGGGCCCCGAGAGGUGUGCAGCCGCCUCCACUCUCUCUGCCGCCUGUGGCUGAAGCCAGAGAAGCACUCCAAGGCGGAGAUGCUGGACCUGGUGCUCCUGGAGCAGUUCCUGGCCGUCCUUCCUGCGGAGAUGGAGUGCUGGGUGAGGGAAUGUGGGGCAGAGACCAGUUCCCAGGCUGUGGCUUUGGCUGAAGGUUUUCUCCUGAGUCAGGAAGAGGAGAGGAAGCAGGAGAAGCUCCAGGUGCAGGACUGUUUUCCAGAUGAGACCAGUCAGGUGGAGGAGUCUCCUUCAGACACCAUGUGUGUUGCCCAGGCUGGAAAUGGAGCAUAUAUGACAGUUGGCAGUGAAACAUGGGCAAGUGACAGUAGUACAACUUUUCAUGAUUCUUCCCGAAGAAGAGAUUCUGCGGGACCACAUCAGGUGACUUUUGAAGAUGUCUCUAUGGAUUUCUCAGAGGAGGAGUGGGCCCUCUUGGAUCCAAGUCAAAAAGCCUUGCACCAGCAACUCAUGGAGGAGAAUUUAGGGCUUGUGUCAUCUCUAGAGAAGACAAAAUUCCAUUUGGAAGAUGGAAUAACUCACACAAGGGAUGAUCCAUUUGAAUGCUUGGAGUGUGAAAAGAGCUUCAAUCAGAAAUCAAACCUUGUUCGCCACAAGAAAGCUCACACAGGAGUAAAGCAAUUUAAAUGCUUGCAGCGUCGAAAGAGUUUGCAUUCAAAGACAAGUUUUGUUCAUCAUCGGGCAACUCACACAGGAGAAAGAGCAUUUAAAUGCUCAGAGUGUGGAAAGGGCUUCAAUCAGAAGAGAGACCUUGUUCGCCACCAGAAAAUUCACACAGGGGAGAAGCCAUUUAAAUGCUCAGUGUGUGGAAAGAGCUUCUGCCAGAAGUCAAAUCUUGUUCGUCACCAUUUAGCUCACACAGGAGAGAGGCCAUUUAAAUGUCCAGAGUGUGGAAAGAGCUUCUAUCAAAAGGUGCAACUUGUCAUUCAUCAGUUAGCUCACACAGGAGAGAGACCAUUUCAGUGCCUGGAGUGUGGAAAGAGUUUCCGUUGGAAGACAUCCUUUGUUCAUCAUCAGGCAAUUCACACAGGGGAGAGACCGUUUAAAUGCUCAGAGUGUGGAAAGGGCUUCAUUAAGAAGAAAGACCUUGUUGGCCACCAGAAUAUUCACACCGGAGAGAAACCAUUUAAUUGCUUGGAGUGUGGAAAGAGUUUCACCUGGAAGACGCUCCUUGUUAGUCAUCAGGCAACUCACACAGGGGAGAGUCCGUUUAAAUGCUCAGAGUGUGGAAAGGGCUUCAAUCAGAAGAGUAAUCUUAUUCGCCAUCAGAAAACGCACACAGGAGAGAAACCAUUUCAGUGCUUGGAGUGUGGAAAGAGUUUCCGUUGGAAGACAUGCUUUGUUAAUCAUCAAGCAACUCACACAGGGGAGAGACCGUUUAAAUGCUCAGAGUGUGGAAAGGGCUUCAUUCAGAAGCAAGACCUUGUUCGCCACCAGAAAACUCACACAGGAGAGAAACCAUUCAGAUGCUUAGAGUGUGGAAAGGGCUUCAAACGGAAGAUAGCCCUUGCUUGUCAUCAGGCAAAUCACACAGGAGAGAAGCCAUUUAAAUGCCCAGAGUGCGGAAAGAGCUUCUGCCAGAAGUCACAUCUUGUUAGUCAUCAGGCAACUCACACAGGAGAGAGACCAUUUAAAUGCUCUGAGUGUGGAAAGAGCUUCAAUCAGAAGGGACACCUUGUUCGCCAUCAGAAAACUCCCACAGACAAGAAUCCAUUUAAUUGCUUGAAGUGUGGAAAGAGUUUCUAUUGCAAGACAGGCUUUGUUAAUCAUCAGGCAACUCACACAGGGGAGAGACCGUUUAAAUGCUCAGAGUGUGGAAGGGGCUUCAAUCAGAAGAGUUACCUUGUUUGCCACCAGAAAACUCACACAGAAGAGAAACCAUUCAGAUGCUUAGAGUGUGGAAAGGGCUUCAAUCGGAAGGCAAACCUUAUUCGCCACCAGAAAACUCACACAGACGAGAAACCAUUUUAAUACUUAAGAGUCUAGAAGGAGCUUCAGUCAGAAGGCAGUCCUUGUUCAUCAUCAGGCAACUCACACAGGAGACAAAUUGAAACCAUAUGCUUAGAGAGUGGAAAGAGCUUUAAUGAGAAGCAAACCCUUUGUAAGCAUGAAAUAUGUAUCACUGGAGAGAAAACAUUUAAAUGCUCAGAGUGGAAAGAGCUUCAGUCAGAAUCAAUGUUCUUUGUCAUUAUGCAGCUAACACAGGGGUGAAAUAUUGUAUACACUUGGCUUGUGGAAGGAGCUUCAGUCAGAAUACUUCAUGCAAUUCACCGACCAAAAUUAUUAGCAUCAAAAGAGCUUCUGUCAAAUGAUUCAUUUCACUUCACACCAAGCAUCCAACGCAGGGGAACAAUUAUUUAAGUCGUCAGAGUAAGACAACUUACUCAGACAAAUCUGAGGAAAUGAAUCUUUAUCUUGGAAACCCCGAGUUUCAAACAUGGUAUUUGGGGGAAAUUAUAACCUAGAAUCAUAGAAUAAUAGAGUUGGAAGAGACCAUAUGGAGCAUCUGGCGCAACUCUUUAUCAUGCAGGAAAAGCACAAACCUGAUCCAUUUUCUUUGAUGAAAUGUGUAAUUAAGCAUAAGUGUUAAUAUUGUGAGAGCUAACGCAUAUUUCAGGUUUUUAAUCCACUGAUGCAUACUGGUUGCCGCAGAUAUUUCCUGUCCGGUUAAUCUGAGUUAAAAUAUAUUUAAUUGAGAAGUUUAAUGAGAAGCGUGGGAAUGGGUUCAAUUCAUGACUAACAGCCCUGUGUAUUAUGUAAUUCUAUGUGGUAGGGGUUUUUCUUUUAUGAAAUUGUUUUCCAUCAAUUCAUGUGUACUGGUUACUGUGAAUAUUUCUUGUCCUAUUUAUACCUUAUAAAUAAUAGAAAUUUUAUUA
Messenger RNA from Anolis carolinensis (green anole), 3745 nucleotides. RefSeq names its product oocyte zinc finger protein XlCOF6. The record is from RefSeq and is a predicted model, not a curated record. Bases 624 to 2840 code for a protein of 738 amino acids. The transcript has 6 exons. NCBI's taxonomy places the organism in Eukaryota, Metazoa, Chordata, Lepidosauria, Squamata, Anolidae. Gene Ontology annotation, biological process: regulation of DNA-templated transcription.